Molecule: messenger RNA, 7565 nt
Organism: Limulus polyphemus (Atlantic horseshoe crab)
Lineage: Eukaryota; Metazoa; Arthropoda; Merostomata; Xiphosura; Limulidae
Product: plexin-B-like
Exons: 33
Coding region: 686-6220 (1844 amino acids)
Biological process (GO): semaphorin-plexin signaling pathway involved in axon guidance; positive regulation of axonogenesis; regulation of cell shape
Cellular component (GO): semaphorin receptor complex
Molecular function (GO): semaphorin receptor activity; protein binding
Source: RefSeq, a predicted model, not a curated record
UGGUGUGCUGAAUGUUUAAGGACAGCGUGUUUCACGUCGCUCAGAACCGUUGCGGUUGCGGCGUGACACUUCACACUUCUAAGUAUCAUACUCUCAUUCCUUUUUUAAACUUUAUGAUUGUGAAAUGAGUCAUAUAAGCAGGUCUUUAAUGGCAUACUACCAUUACUAAUCUAUAUUACUAUUAGCUGUAUUAGUGGUUAUCAUACGUAGUGUAUCCAGUAUUAACGCUAACUGUAAGUUGUAACUACACACUUGCUUUUGCUUCGAGAGGAAGCGUUCAAAUAAGAAUUCCCAAUAACUGAAAUAGUGUGAACAAUGUGAAUGAGAGAUGAAUAAGAACAAUUACAACUGAUAAGAAAAUAUAAGUUCUGAUCUUCGACUACUUAUUGUGCUGAGUCAGAUAAUCGAAGAGCAACUCCUACCUGACCUAGGCUCGGGUAUUUUCAUCAAAAGACUUUUUGUUUAGCCCUGAAUUCAUUCGGAACCUUGAGGAAGGACUCGGGUUGUCUUGAAAUGUAAAAGUGUGGACUUCUUCACAAAUGAUUAUUGUAGCUGUUGCCGAUGUUGAACAAAAUAUCACGUACUGAUGGUAGCUCCGAGCAAACUAGAAAAAAUAUGAACCUGUUGCUAAGCAACACAGGAUAUUGCUGUUGUGAGAUGCUUUCCUUAGAGGAGUGGAUCUAGGAUGUGGCCUGGAGAAAGUUUUGUUCAUCAAUCUGUUAGUAGGAUCACGUGGAUUUGUCUGGCUUUGGUAUGGGCAAUAACUCGGCUGUGUCACGUGUUUGCGAAUCAGAAUCCUCCUAUUGUGGCUUCUUUCACUACAUUCAACAAAAGUGUAAAUGUUACGCAUGUUGUGGUGGACCAGCAUUCAGGACAAGUGUAUGUCGGUGCUACUAACUGGCUGUACCAAUUCGAUAGUUCACUGGAGCUAGAGAAAGAGGUCAAAACAGGUCCCGUGGAAGACAGUAUACAAUGUUCUCCAACGGACUGUUUCCACCAGAAAAAAAUGGUCACAAACAACGUUAAUAAAGUCCUAGUCAUCGACAGUCAAGCAGGAAAGCUCAUUGUCUGUGGUAGUGUCCAUCAAGGAGCCUGUCGACGUCAUCAGCUUGGGAACAUUAACAUUGUCGAAGACCUGGUUCCUGUUCCUGUAGCUGCAAACGACGAGAACUCUUCGACAUUUGCCUUCAUUGGUCCAGCAGAGUAUUUUAGUUACCCAUCCAGGGUUCUCUAUGUGGCCACUACUAAUAGUCGCCUGGGACCAUACCGGGACAUGGUCCCUACUAUAACGAGCAGGAGUCUUGAGGAGGAUACUGGCCGUUUGUUUGGAAUCAUCGAGAAGUCGUUUUCCACCAUUGCCAGAGUGGACAUUAGUUUUCACUUGCGUGACUACUAUUUAGUCAGCUAUAUCUACGGCUUUCAUUCUGGUGGCUUCAUCUACUUUGCUUCCGUACAGAGGAAGUCUCACUUAAGGGCGUUAGAGGAGUGGGGCUACGUGACCAGACUGGCCAGAGUAUGUGCAUCUGACGCUGGAUAUAACACUUAUACGGAAGUGACCUUACAAUGUGUAGGGCCUGACGGUACGAAUUUCAAUUUGCUUCAGGAUGCCAGUGUGGGCUCAGCAGGUGCUGAUCUAGCUUCAAUCCUGAGAAUUCGACCUGGAGCGGAUGUUUUCAUUGGGGCUUUCGCAGCUAGUAAGGAUCACACGUCCAAGCCUUCUCGGAAGUCCGCGCUCUGUAUCUACUCGGUGGCCGAAAUUGAACAACGGUUUACAGAAAACAUCCAUCUAUGUUACAAUGGCAGUGUUCUCACAAGAAAUAUGGACUAUAUUGCUGGAAGUAUCAACCAAUGCCCGGAAUCUGGAAAAGCGGGAAAUAUUCUAAACUUCUGUAAUGAGACAAUCAAGUUGAACGGCACCAUACCCAUCCAACAACCUGCCGCUGUUACUUACUCGGACACGACGUUGACAUCGGUAGGACUGGCAACUACUGAUCAACAUACCGUGGCUUUUGCAGGUACUAGCAACGGGAGUCUCAAAAAGCUUUUUAUCAGUAACUCCAUUAAAGCCGAAGAGUUUGAAGAAAUAGUAGUGGAUUCUGGCUAUCCCAUAAUUCCUAGUCUACAUCUGGACUCAACAAAAGGGCACCUUUAUGUAUCGUCUCCUUACAAGGUGAGUAAGCUCAAGCUACGGAUAUGUGAACAAUACAACACUUGUGCAGAGUGCCUGCAGAAAAAGAACCCGUACUGUGGAUGGUGUUCCUUGGAACGCAGGUGCACUAUUAAAGCAGCUUGUCAGAAUGCCACAUGGUCAUUUACAGAUCGCAGCUCCCCUAGAUGGUUAUCACUGGAAACCAAACAAUGUAUUGACUUUCAGUCUGUUCGACCAAAUCAAAUUCCAUACACUAGUUCUUCAGCGGUAAGUUUUAUUUAUCACGUGAUAGUAAAUCUUGCAGUUCGAUCAAGUGAAACUGACACUGAUUUUAUCAGCCGACCAUUUGCCUUUUACGACUGUGGAGUACAUAAGACGUGUAAAGCUUGUGUAACGAGUUCGUGGGCUUGUAGCUGGUGUGUACAUCAGAACAUGUGUACGUAUAAUGUAUCGAUUUGCUCAAGAAGAGUUAUUGUUGGUGAAAGUAACCCUGCCAAUUCUCUUAUUAAAGGACGGCAACAUUGUCCUAGCUUUAAUUUAAAUGAGAAGAUUUUCCUUCCUAAUGGAGUGAGAAAGGAAAUAGUUAUAGAAGUCAAAAAUUUACUCAUUCCACUUGAUGGUUUUCAGUGCAUUAUAGAAAUUGAAGGGGCUAAAGAAAGAGUUUUUGCUAGAGUAAGAGACAGUAGAGUCAUCUGUUCUGAAAACAUUUACACCUAUCAAACAGAUGUUGGAGAAGUGCAAGCUGUCUUGACAGUUGUGUGGAAUGAAGAUACUUUUAUCGACAGGACUAAUAUAACCCUGUAUAAAUGUCACCUUUUGGGUAGUCAUGGUGGUCGAGCAGACUGUUCAUUGUGUUUGACCAGAAGCGAAAAGUAUCAUUGUGCCUGGUGUGGAAGUAAUUGCGGUUACAGUGAGUCAUGUACAGAACCCAUUCUUAGCUCCUGCCCUCAGCCUCGCAUUGAUUGGAUUCAUCCUUUGAGUGGACCAAUUGAAGGGGGGACUCUGGUUGCCAUUGAAGGUUCCAAUCUUGGGUCUAGUGAGGAAGAAAUUAAACAUAAAAUCAUGAUUGGUGGAAUACACUGUAUUCCUGAGGAAUAUAGUAUUUCUGUGAGAGUGGUGUGUAGGACAGGGUCAAGUCUAGCUCCAAUGGAAGCUAUUGUCAUGGUAGGAAAUGAAGCUGGAGUAACUAAAGCACAAGAAAUGUUUUAUUAUAAGGAGGUUACACUGGAGAAUGUCUAUCCAAAGCUUGGUCCACAGUCUGGUGGAACAAGGGUCUACCUCACUGGUAACAACCUUAACAUUGGAAGUAAAGUGGACAUUUUUCUUGAUGAUCUUCCUUGCCGAGUAGAAAGACCACUUGCCAGUAGUAGCCAAUUGAGCUGUCGUACUACUCGUGCUCCUGUGCCAUCUUACCAUAUUAAACAGUUAUUGCUAAGGAUUGAUAAUACCAACUUAACCCUCAAAGAUGCAUUUCUGUACACACAAGACCCUACUAUCCUGCGUAUUGAGCCAUUAUUAAGUUACUUCAGUGGUGGCCGUGUUGUUAAAGUAUUUGGGACCAACCUAACUUCUAUUCAGCAGCCACGAAUGGUGGUUUUCAGCCAGACAAGAGUAGUGAAUGAAACUCUCUGCACAGUUAUUAACACCACCAUGAUGAUGUGUCCAUCACCUGCUGUACAUUCAGAAGUUUACAAAAGAAGUAAACCUUGGAUUCAUCAGCGUCAUACUGUUAAGCACAUAAUACUGAGAAUUGGGUUUGUAAUGGAUGAUGUUCAGUCAGUUAGGGAGCUAAAACACUAUUAUCCAUUGCUUGAGGCUCAUCUGCAAUAUGUGACUGAUCCACAAUAUUAUCAGUUUGGAAAUGAAGGGAUCAAGUUAUACAAGGGAGAAAGCCUUGUAAUAGAGGGAGAAAACCUGCAGCUUGCAAGCACAGAGUCUGAAAUAAAUGUAACCAUUGGCACACGUCCCUGUAACUUGACAUCUUUGAGCAUGUCACAGUUAGUAUGCUUACCACCAGAGGUCCAACCACCUGGUAUGGAUGAGCUAGGUAGAACAACUGAAAAUAACUUACCACUGGUUGUAGUAAGGGUUGGGAAAAACCUUCGCUAUGAAGUUGGUUACCUCCGCUAUGAGGUCACUAAGAUUUAUGAAUUUCUACCAGAAGCUAUUGGAGGUAUUGCAGCAGGUGGAGCUCUUUUGAUGUUGAUCACUCUUAUAAUUCUGGUUGUUUUACGAUACAAGAGCUUUCAAGCAGAACGAGAAUACAAGCGAAUUCAGCUUCAGAUGGACACAUUAGAGAAUAGUGUACGAUCUGAAUGUAAACAAGCAUUUGCUGAACUUCAAACUGACAUGACUGAUCUAAACAAGGAUAUUCAGACGACAGGUGUUCCAACCUUAGACCAUCAAACUUUUGUAAUAAGGGUGUUCUUCCCAGGGAUGACGGAAAACCCUUUGUUCAAAGAAUUUAAACAGCUGAAUGGACCUAGGACAACCUAUCAUUUGGCAAUGGCCCAGUUUGAGCAACUUCUUUACUGCAAACAAUUCUUAUUAAUCUUUAUUGAGACACUGGAAAACCAACGAACAUUCACCAUCAGAGACAAAGUGAAUGUAGCAUCACUUGUAAUGAUUAUUUUACUUGAGAAAUUAGACUAUGCCACUGAAAUUCUUCAAGAGCUCCUGCUGAAGUUAAUAAAUAAAUAUGUAGAAACAAGACAUCCACAAUUGAUGCUCAGAAGAACUGAGUCAGUUGUAGAAAAGUUAUUAACGAACUGGAUGGCUGUUUGCAUGUACAAUUACAUCAAAGACUCUGCAGGUAGUGCAUUCUUUCUCCUGUUCAAUGCUGUUAAACAUCAAGUUGAAAAGGGGCCAGUUGAUUUUAUUACCCAUGAUGCUCGAUACUCGCUCUCUGAAGAAAGGCUUCUUCGUGAACAGACUGACUUCAGCAUUGUUUGCAUUCAAGUUGUUCAAGAAGACUUAGAUGAGAAACUACAGUGCCGUGUUAAUAGCUGUGAUACAAUUACACAGGUUAAGGCCAAGAUUCUAGAUAUCUUGUAUAAAAACACCCCCUUCUCGCUGAGACCAGCUGUUCAGGAUGUAAAUCUAGAAUGGCACCAUGGUAGAGGAGGGCAUCUGGUUCUAAGUGAUGAAGAUUUGACAACCAAAACAGUCAAUGGGUGGAAACGCAUCAAUACCUUGGAUCACUAUGGAAUCAGGGAAACAGCUGUGAUGAGUUUAGUGCCUAACAAGAAACGAGGAUUUCAGGACCCAUCAAAUCAUAGUGAUUGCGUCAUGACACCAAACUCUCCAAGAAGUAAUGAAAAAGUUUGCUACUGGCACUUGGUAAAGUCCACAGAUGAGCUUCUCUCAGAACAACAGCAGAAAGAUCAUAGCCACAAAGCCAUUCCAGAGAUAUUUCUCACCAGAUUACUCUCUACUAAGGGGACAGUGCAGCAGUUCCUAGAUGAUUUUCUCUCUACAAUAUUGACAGCUAAUGAGCUUUUACCCCCAGCCAUCAAGUGGUUGUUUGAUUUGCUGGAUGAUGCUGCAGCAAAACAUGGAAUUUCAGACCCUGAGGUAGUUCACGCAUGGAAAAGUAACAGUCUUCCACUCAGGUUCUGGGUCAACAUCAUGAAGAACCCAGAUUUCAUUUUUGACAUUGAGAAAACACCAACAGUGGAUUCAUCUCUCUCUGUGAUUGCUCAGACUUUUAUGGAUGCUUGUUCCACAACACAGCAUCGUCUGGGUAAGGAUUCCCCUUCAAACAAAUUACUCUUUGCUCGUGACAUUCCAAUUUAUCGACGAAUGGUGGGAAAAUAUUAUCAAGACAUCACCCUACUCCCCACAGUAUCUGGUCCAGAGAUGAAAACAGCCAUGCAAAACAUCUCAAAGGCACACCAAGGAGAAGUAGAGACACUAAGUUCCCUUAAAGAACUAUAUGGAUAUGUUGUCAAAUAUAGUGAACAGAUUUAUGAGGCAUUGAGAACAGAACCCAGUUGUCAGAAGCACCAUCUUGCUCACAAGCUAGAGGUAGUAGCUUGUACACUUGGUGGUUUUGAAACAUCAGUCUGCUAAGGAAUGAAGGACUAAGAUAUUUCCAACUUUAAGCACUUUGCACUACAGGUUUAUGCCUAUUUCUACUACCUUAAGGAAGACUUGUUAGCAUGCUUUAAAAGUGAUGUUUUACCUCUUGGUUAAACAUCUUAAGUCAGGAAAGUACUGACUUUUUCAAGCCAUUUAUUAACAUGUCCAUGUUUAAAAAAAAUAGUUGAUAUUUUGGUCAGCUAUUGCUUUUUUUUUGUAUUAUCAUCACAUCAGGAGCAUUAGCUUAGAAGAAUAAUCAUUUUAUAGGACUCGAUUAUGUUGGCUGACUGUACAAAAUUGCACAGUUAACUAGUUGCUUUGAAAAUAUAAUACACUGUAUUAAAUAAAAUAUCCUGGCUUGGUACUGUUGCACUCUAGUUAGAAUAAACACAAUUUUCAGGCACUUAGUAAUUGAUGUCUAAGCUUACCAGAAAAUGUAUUUCAUUGAAGUUGCCAUUAGUACUGUGAAGACAAAAUAGCAGGAAGUUGGGUUUGUGUCUGAAUACAGUUUGUUCUGACAGAUACUUAAAUACUUUUUUUUUAUCUGUCUUAACAUGGAGAAUUGAAAAUCUAAGUACUUAUGCUCUUAUUCAAACCCAGAAGAAAGAAGAAGAAAAAACAGGUAUAUGUUUUGUUUUGGUCUAACCUGUUUCAAGAGGUCUCAUUUGCUGCAUUGUGGAACUCUACAAAUACUUUUUGUUACUAGAAGUUUACCAAAGCUGUGUAUAAUGUGUUUGUCUAACAAUGACUUGUAGCACAUCCACUAAUGAACUAUGCACAGCCAGCCACUCACCAGAGGGACAACUGACUGCAUAGUCAAGGCCAGACUGUGAAUGCCUUAAAUUUUAUCUUUAGCACUUUGUUUUCUUCACUAUUCCUCUGUUAGCCAUGAUCCUGCUUGCCACAGUGCACUCUGCUUGUUCCUACCCUCUGUUGUCAGCUCUAUAAUUUCCUUCCUGCAUAUUGCUGGCAGCAGUGAAGGUGAUUGCCAAAUUCAAACAGGGUAUGAUUCUUAACUUCUUUUUACAAUGGCUAUUGUUUAACAGAUAUUUGCCAAGUGAUUUUAUUGGUAAAACCUUCUACGGUUCUGUAGUUUAUUACUUCAUGUGUGUGUGUGUGUGUUUAUAUAUAUACAGAGAGAGACAUAUGUACAUACACACACACACACAUGUAUAUAUGAAGUGUCUUGGUUAUAGUUUGAAACCUUUGUAAACUUCAACAAAAAAUGGUCCCUUUAAAAUACGUCUUAUAGUAUAAACUAAGUAUAAAUUGUCUGUAAUAUUCUGAUACUUUGAAAAGAUUCUCAGUGUAGUAGUUUAUGAAUUAAAUUUCUAAA